AUGUCUCGUCUAGUACAUAUCCUGCGGGCCGGAAGACUUCCUUACCAGCGAGCAUUAAAGCUUCAACAAACCAUCGCAAACCAGUUACUCCAGCAGGCCAAACAUCCACCGAACGACUUGAACGUUCGAUCGCCACCCUAUCGCAAUGUUCUCAUCCUAACCGAGCACGAUCCGGUUUACACCAUCGAUUCCACGGACCGGGACAACUCGUCGCGUAUCCUAUUCUCGACCUUAAGCACUUUCAACCAAAACCCCAACGUGGUAACACGCAACAGCGUUAAGCAGUCGAAGAUACGGACACGUGCACAACAGGCAGCAAUCGAGGCGGAAAAGGAAGAGCGACGGGCUAAGUUUUUCGGUGGGUACCGGACGGCUGGCAAGGUUAGCAUAGCGGAAGCGAAGAAGCAGGGUAAGCUCAGGAUGUCCGCGAACGGUACCGAUCAGCCGCACAGCUCUGACUUUACCGAUGUCCAGCUGAAGGACAUCUUCCACAAUGCGCAAAGCAUAGCGAGCGUUGAGCGCGGUUCGACCGGCAUUUUGUACGACGAUCGUUUUGCACUGCACCGCUGUCUGUGGGACAGCAACUACCCGGAAUGUCCCGAGCGAUAUCUGCGCGUAAUGGAGCGUCUCGCGAUGGGACAGCUGGUGGAACGGUGCCAGUUUAUAGCGCCGCGACCGGCCACAAGAGCGGAGAUAUUGACCAAGCAUACGGAGGAACAGAUAGAGAUACUGGCGAAAACACACGGUUCGCAGGAUGAGACAGCUCUGGAGCGAUUAAGCUCCCAGUACGACGCAAUCUUCAUCCAUCCGUCGUCAUAUGAGACGAGUGUGCUUUCGGUCGGUAGUACAAUACAGCUCGUCGAAAACGUGUGGAAUGGUACGGUGCAGAACGGGAUGGCCAUCCUGCGACCACCGGGUCAUCACGCCAUGACGGCAGAAUACAAUGGCUACUGCUUCUUCAAUAAUGUCGCCAUUGCGGCCCAGCACGCACUAGAUCAUCUCGGUGCGCGUAAGGUACUGAUCGUUGACUGGGACGUUCACCACGGUCAGGGAACGCAACGGAUGUUCUACUCCGAUCCCAGAGUGUUGUACUUCUCCAUCCAUCGCUACGAGCAUGGCACGUUUUGGCCCAACCUCCGCGAAUCCGACUUCGACUACAUUGGAGAGGGUAAGGGUGAGGGAUACAACUUUAACGUACCGCUCAACAAGAUCGGCAUGACGAAUGGAGAUUAUCUUGCCAUCUGGCAGCAAAUUUUACUACCGGUAGCAGCAGAGUUCCAACCGGAGCUGAUAAUAAUAUCAGCUGGCUACGAUGCUGCGUACGGAUGUCCAGAGGGUUGUAUGGAAAUAACGCCAGCAUUCUAUUCGCACCUGCUUAGCCCCUUGCUCUCGCUGGCACAGGGACGUGUGGCGGUCGUGAUGGAGGGUGGUUACUGUCUCGAAUCCCUGGCCGAAGGAUGCACACUCACGCUUAAAACACUGCUGGGUGAUCCGUGCCCUACUCUGGUGGAAAAGCUACAACCACCAUCGGAAAGCAUGCAAACGUCCAUCCUGAACUGUAUCUCCAGCCACCGAAAGUACUGGAAGUGUCUUCAGUUUUAUGAACUUUACGACCUGGAGGAUUACAACAAUACCAAUCCGCAGGAUAAUUUCCACAAAGUGAUCAAAUCCUACAUUCCACCGGAACCACCGGUCCAGCCGGGACAAUACGAGACGCGCAACUGCUAUCCGGUACAGUCGGAUGAGGAGCGUACACGCUUUCGGGAGCAUCUGCAACGGUUGCGCAUCAACACGGACCUGACCGUACCGCCGAACCGCGUUUGUUUCGUGUACGACGAGUUAAUGCUGGAGCAUCGAAACAGCCAGGAAAAGUGGCACCCGGAGCAACCGGAACGCAUCGCAAAGAUAAUGCAGCGGCUGUCGAUCGACUACCAACUGGCAAAGCGCAUGCAGCGGGUUGCCGGACGACCGGCCACGAACGAGGAACUAUGCCUGGUGCACGAUCCGAAGCACAUCCAGUUGAUCGAGCAGCUGUGCGAAUCGUCGGGCUCGAUGAAACAAACCGCCGACCAGUACAACUCGAUCUACUUCCAUCCGAGCACGAACGCUAGCGCCCGUAUGGCGACCGGCUCCGUGCUGGAAGUUGUGUCCGAGGUGCUCAGUGGACGGGUACGGUCCGGCGUGUGUAUCGUACGUCCGCCCGGGCACCAUGCCGAACCGGACACACCGCACGGUUUUUGCAUUUUCAACAACAUUGCCGUAGCGGCCCGACAGGCCGUGGAGCAUUACGGGUUGCGCCGGGUGUUGAUCGUUGACUGGGACGUCCACCAUGGUAACGGUACGCAGCACAUCUUCGAGAAUGAUCCGCGCGUGCUGUACAUAUCCGUGCACCGGUACGACAACGGGUCGUUCUUCCCGAACAGCACCGACGCGAACUACACUGUUGUGGGAAGCGGACCGGGCGAAGGAUUCAACGUAAACAUUCCCUGGAACCGAAAGGGUAUGGGCGACCCAGAGUACGUGGCAGCGUUCCACUCGGUCAUACUCCCGAUAGCGUACGAGUUCGAUCCGGAGCUGGUGCUCGUGUCGGCCGGUUUCGAUGCGGCCAUCGGUGAUCCGCUCGGUGGAUGCCGCGUUACACCGGAAGCGUACGGUCACUUUACCCAUUGGCUGUCCUCGCUGGCAGGCGGACGAAUAGUGGUGUGCCUCGAGGGCGGUUACAACGUCAACUCCAUUUCGCACGCGAUGGCCAUGUGCACGAAGGCGCUGUUGGGCGAUCCAUUACCGAUGCUCCUUCCCGGAAGCUCACGUACCACUACCGGUCCAAAUUCAUCCUGCUUCGAAACGCUGCGAAGCGUACUAACGGUGCAGCAAAAGUAUUGGCGAUCGCUGUGCUUCAACAAGAAGCUACCAAGCUGUCAGCGUCUGACGGGCAGCAUGGAGCACACCGGCGAAUUGAUUGACGCGCUUGACUCGAUGAGUUUGAAUGAUGCGGAAUCUUCCAAACAGGCAACUCAAUCCUCCUCAACUCCUUCCUCCUCAUCCGCAUCGGAUGCGGCAGGGUCAGGUUCCGGUGAACCCUCCGGAGCGGUUCAAAAGCGUGGACCAACGUUAACCGACUUUUUGGAAGCAAAUCUAGAGGCAUUACAAAACGAAGAAAUGUUUGCUGUUAUACCGCGCAAAAACUGUCCACACCUGAAGCUGCUACGACCGGAAACUGCUCCGUCAGCCAUCGACACACAAACACCGUGCAGUGAUUGUGGUGCGGAGGUGGAAAAUUGGAUCUGUUUGCUGUGCUACGGUGUGUACUGUGGCCGGUACGUGCAGGAGCAUAUGCUGCAGCACGGUACCGAAACUGCGGACCAUCCGCUGGCCCUUAGCUUUACCGAUCUGUCCGUAUGGUGCUACGGUUGCGAUGCGUACAUCGAUCAUCCGGCCCUGCAUCAUUACAAAAAUUUGGUGCAUCUGGACAAGUUCCAGGAACCGCUCGUGUGGUCGUACGGUAGCGAUCUGGUGCUGGAUGUGGUUAAUGCCGGCGCAGGCAGCAGCAACCAAAGCCGCAAGGGUGACUGA
Messenger RNA from Anopheles marshallii, 3573 nucleotides. It is a transcript of the gene HDAC6, whose product is annotated as histone deacetylase 6. The coding region runs from base 1 to 3573 and encodes 1190 amino acids. NCBI's taxonomy places the organism in Eukaryota, Metazoa, Arthropoda, Insecta, Diptera, Culicidae. The record is from RefSeq and is a predicted model, not a curated record. The transcript has 10 exons. Gene Ontology annotation, molecular function: zinc ion binding; histone deacetylase activity. Gene Ontology annotation, cellular component: histone deacetylase complex. Gene Ontology annotation, biological process: chromatin organization.